Molecule: messenger RNA, 732 nt
Organism: Uncinocarpus reesii 1704
Lineage: Eukaryota; Fungi; Ascomycota; Eurotiomycetes; Onygenales; Onygenaceae
Exons: 2
Coding region: 1-732 (243 amino acids)
Source: RefSeq, a predicted model, not a curated record
AUGUCUUGCUCAGAUCCCAUAGCAGAAUACGGCUUCUCCGCCGUCGAAGCAUCAGCAACAAAGCUCCUAUCCUCGUCUGCUCCUUCGCAUCCCGCCGCAUUCAUCCCCCUUUCCGAAACACCUAUCCCUGACACGCCCCUGGCGGCACGCAUCAACACCUACGCCAAAUCCAAGCUGCCGGAACCAACAUACAAUCAUUCCCUGCGUGUAUAUCACUUCGGCUUGGCCAUAAAGAGAUAUCGCUUUCCAGAAUGGAAGUUUACAGAUGAAACAUAUUUCCUGGCCUGUCUUCUGCACGACAUCGGCACGACGGAUGAGAAUCUGAACGGGACGAAGAUGAGCUUUGAAUUCUAUGGCGGGUUUCUGGCGUUGGAUGUUUUGCAAACGGAUGGAGAUGGAGAGGCGGUGGCGUCUAGGGAUCAAGCGGAAAGCGUGGCGGAAGCGAUUAUUAGGCAUCAAGAUCUAUGUGAGGUUGGGACCAUCACUGCUGUGGGACAGUUGCUGCAGUUGGCCACUAUUUUUGAUAACACGGGUGCAUAUCCAGACCUGGUGCACCGAUCUACUAUCGAAGAUGUAUCCAAGCGAUUUCCGCGUCUUGCCUGGAGCCAGUGCUUCGCAUCAACCAUUCGGCGGGAAAACGAUCGAAAACCCUGGGCGCAUACCACAGCUUUGGGCGUGGAGGAGUUUCCUUCCAAGGUACUGGGGAACAAACUCAUGGCACCUUAUGAAUAG